Molecule: messenger RNA, 2133 nt
Organism: Drosophila subobscura
Lineage: Eukaryota; Metazoa; Arthropoda; Insecta; Diptera; Drosophilidae
Gene: Pur-alpha
Product: transcriptional activator protein Pur-beta
Exons: 9
Coding region: 168-1010 (280 amino acids)
Biological process (GO): regulation of transcription by RNA polymerase II
Cellular component (GO): nucleus
Molecular function (GO): purine-rich negative regulatory element binding; RNA polymerase II transcription regulatory region sequence-specific DNA binding; DNA-binding transcription factor activity, RNA polymerase II-specific
Source: RefSeq, a predicted model, not a curated record
UUCCGCGGUCACGCUGAUUUCCGUCGGUGCGCGUGUGUGUGUUUGUGUUAGGGUACGGAUUGAGCAGUGACCCGGGUUGAAGUUGAACCAAAGAGCGAAAGUGUCAAGAAUCGAAAUAGACGCAAAUAUUUACCAAUCCACAAAUUGUUCUUUGACAGUAUUUCGUAAUGUCUGAUCUUGGAAGUGGAGAUGAAGGCAUCUCAGGAGGAUCAAAAUAUAAUGUUGCUAACAUGGAGGGUUCCUCAAGCAGAAACGAUUUCGAUUCUUCUGGCAAAGGUGGCGGUACAGUGGAACAGGAACUGGCUACAAAGAUGCUUCAAAUACAAUCCAAGCGAUUCUAUCUAGAUGUAAAACAAAAUCGGCGCGGGCGUUUUAUUAAAGUAGCAGAGAUUGGUGCUGAUGGCAGGCGAAGUCAAAUAUAUUUGGCCCUUUCAACUGCUGCCGAAUUUCGAGACCAUUUAUCAUCCUUUAGUGAUUACUAUGCAUCACUAGCUGGUCAAAACACAGGCCCUCCGAACACAGACAAUUUGCCGGAGGAUGGUAAAUUGAAGUCCGAGAUGAUGAUCAAAGAUUACAGAAGAUAUUAUUUGGAUCUGAAGGAGAAUGCCCGUGGCCGUUUUCUUCGGGUAUCACAAACCAUAACAAGGGGUGGACCUCGAUCGCAAAUCGCACUACCAGCUCAGGGAAUGAUCGAGUUUCGAGAUGCGCUCACAGACUUACUGGAAGAGUUUGGUGCUAAUGAUGGAGGGUUUAAAGGGGAUUUGCCCGAAGAGCGUCAUAUGAAAGUCGAUAAUAAAAACUUUUACUUUGAUAUUGGACAAAAUAAUCGUGGAGUCUAUAUGCGGAUAAGUGAAGUAAAAAAUAAUUUUCGAACCUCAAUUACUAUCCCAGAGAAGUGCUGGAUACGCUUUCGUGAUAUUUUUAAUGAUUACUGCGACAAAAUGAAGAAAACGUCCGACCCAACCACUGCCGACAUUAAUCUACCGACAUCUGCAAGUAGUCUUAAAUAAAGGGUUUUGGAGAAAAGCAAUUGUAAACGAUGCGUGCAAAAUUCUUGGCUCCUAACACACGCGAGAGCUUAUCAAAAGUGAAGCAAAUUAGUAAGCUUGCAAAGUUCAAAAGAACUAAACCUUAAAAUAUGUGAAUGUUUCAGCUUCAAAAGAAAAACAAAAACAAUAUACAUAUAUAUGAACACACACACACACACACUAGCAUUUAGCGAAUGAUGUAUUAGUACUUCUUAGUUUAUGUAUUAUAAUAUAGUUUAACUAAAUUGACUAGCGUUAAAGUAGAGACAAUUUGAACCCAACAAACAACCAACUCAAACACAAUCGAAUGAAUUAACUUGUAUGUAUACCUCAGCCAAGCAACUUUAUUGUUAUUGAUUGAUAGAAAUGAAUGAGGAUGCUUUAAGGCAUCUGGAAAAUGUAAAAAAAUAUUUAUUUUUGUCUAUGCUUUGACUUGAUUGAUUUAUUUAUGUAUCUAAAAAGAUGUACAUAUGUAUGUACGUCUUAACGUCGCUUUGGCCGAUAAUAGAAACAAGCCAUGGGAUACGUUUCACGAGAUAUGUAUCUCAUGAGAGUAUUUACAUCCAUAUGUUGCUAUUUAAUAUUUUAUGUCGCAAUCUUAAUCAGGUUAAUGCCACUUCGAAACUUUAAUAGUAAAUACAUAUGUACGUUGCAAAUUGUUAAAGCUUCUAGAAAUAAUUUGUUAAAUAUUACAAUAUAUGUAUCUUAAAAUAACUCCUAAAAGCGUUUUUAAAACAAAAGUUUCAAUGUGAUCACGUAGAAUAAAAAUUCUUAGAUACGAUAAAAAUGCAUAGCAAUUAAAUUAUGAAUACAUAACUCGAUAGUGCAACACAGACCCAUCCACAUCACAAUUGUUGGUCGCAGGUGUGUUAUAUUUUAGAGCAAAAACCAACCGAGUCCUAUAUAUAAUUAUAUUACACUGACAUUAAUGUGUAUGUAUGGAUCGGAUAUCUGCAUACGAGUAUAUGAAUACAUGGAUGCAGCGUAAAAAAUUAAUUAUUUAGUCUUUAAUGUGUAUGACUUUUCCGCUUUUAAGUCAAAUGAGAAUUGACAUUGAAUUUUUAUCGUAAGAUUAUAAAACGGGCGCUACUUCAUCGCAGAAAAG